Messenger RNA from Chara braunii, 6674 nucleotides. NCBI's taxonomy places the organism in Eukaryota, Viridiplantae, Streptophyta, Charophyceae, Charales, Characeae. The record is from the annotation of a GenBank genome assembly.
AGUUUCAACGCAUCCUUCAGUAUGUCCUCCACAGCUACCAUAAGGAGGUGAAGAAAGUCAUAGAUGCGGCUCAAGGUAGCUGGGAGAGGUUUAAGGAGGGGAUGCAGAGGAAGUACCGCUUGGGAGACGGGCUAUUGACUACCGCAGACCUUGAGGCGAUGAACAAAGAGGAUUUUACGACAAUAGGGGYCUUUGUUCAAKAAUUUAAGAAGAGAGYGCRGAAGGUCYAUGGGAUUUCGGAGGAAGCACAAUGCGCCAUCUUCCUGGGGCUACUCACGGCAUCGGAGGCCGUCGAGUUGACGAGGCAUGGAGGAGGUAGCACUAAGCUCACCUGGGCCACCAUUGACAGAGGGGUGAAAGUUGGGUGUUUGGACCAGGUGGAGCAACGUCAGGUACGCCUGCAAAGGCAGAAGAGAAAGGAAAGAGAUGCGACUGCUUCUGGGACCCAGGGGGUAACAAGGAUUGUUACAGACGUGUUGGCACAGCUAGGGUAUGCGACGGAGCCGGUGGUGCAAAGGAGGGUGGUGACGGCUGUCAAAGUGAAAGGAAAGGAGCCGGUGAUAGAGGAGGCUGUUCAGGAGGAGCUCUGGGAAGAGGAAGAGCCAGUGCCGCAGCACCUGACGAAGGUCCAGCGCAAAGUGCGUAAUUUGGCGCAGGGCGGACAGGGAUCAGGAAAAGCGCAGGCGCCUCAGGCCGAGGCAGCAACCCCUUUAAAUGUGGCGGCUCCAUCAUCUAGUACGGGUCUCUCGCAAGGUGGGGCGCCCUCCUACGGACAGUGGCCCUGGUCGGUGAUCAAUGCAAUUGUGCCAUGGGGAAGCUCGCCGGCAGUAGCCGGACCGCCAACGAGUAUGCCACCGCCCAUCUACCCCGCAGCCCAGGCCCAGCCUGUGGCCCCGCCGCCGUCACCUGCUCCUAGUUCACAGGGCAGUGUGGCAGGAGGUGGGAACCAGGGGCAAGGCAAUCAAGGCAACGGAGGGAGGGGUGGAGGAAGGGGGCUAUGGCAGGAAAAGGAGGAACCACCGAUUGGGAUAGAGGAAGUGGGGAGCGAUGAGGAAGUGGCUCAAGGGCUACGAGGAGGAAGUAAGACGGAAGAGCCCAUAAUCAUCGAGUCAGAUGACGAGGAUGAGGAGGAAAGAAUGGAGCCUCCGUCCGUCUUAUUUGGGAAGAUAGAGGACCUGCUGGAUAAGAUAGGGAGGUACCAACAGAAGUGGGUGGGCCUCUGUGAGGAAGUGAAGGGAAGGAGGUCUAACAUCCUCAAAGUGUUCCUCUAUGACUCCGGCCCGGAGUCGGCGCCUGGGCGACUCGGAGUAAAUGUGGUGGGAUCGUGCCCACAAUCGGGAAUGAGGGGGAGGCCCCUCACUCCGCAGGCCCGGCUGGCACAGGCAGCGAGAACGAGAAAUCAAGCCAAGGCCAGUGCCAGCCAAGAGCCUCCGAGGAGGGAACCCGAACCAAGGAGAAGGAAAGAGGCUGUGGAAGUAGAGGACGAUGAUGAUGAAGAGGAAGAGGACGAGAGGCUGCGCAGAGAAGAGGAUCAGAGAACGGAGCAGCGGGCGAGGAAAAAGGGAACCAGGGGAGAGGCCGAGCCAGUCAUACGUGACGGACCACCCAAAAAGAAGAAAUACGUGGUUCGGUUGGAAGAGGGAUUUGACGUAGAGAGAGUAAUUGACAGGCUGCUGGAAGGGCAUAAUGACCUCAUGACCCUGAAGGAAAUCCUAGCGUCAGCGCCGCGACUCCGCGAUGAACUGAAGGGGAGAUUGUCGUGGCGCCUGGUACCCAAUGUCCAUCUGGGUACGAUCCUGCCCAAUGAGGCUGAGUGGGCAAAGUCGGGGACGAAAAUGAACUGGAAGUGUGUAGCCUGCGGCACGGUGGAUUUGGUGGUGAAGGGUUCCAAGUGUGCGGCAAUGGUGGACACCGGGGCCGAAAUGAACAUCAUUCGGGAGGCGGACGCAAUCAGAUUUGGGCUGGAUAUAGACCGUUCUGACUGCGGUAUUCUGCAUGGAGCCAGCUGUAAGGCCGUGUUUUGCGGGACAGCCUCGAAUGUGAUCAUCGAGGUUGGAAAGGUGAAGGUCAGGGCAUGCUUCUUCAUAAUGAACACCGGGCCAAGGAGUAUAAGGAACCGGCCCAAUCCAGGAUCAUUCACAAUUGAGGAGUCAGAAGAGGAGCGCAUGAGGCUCCGAGCAGAGCCUGAAGCAGGAGAGAGGGUGAAAGCAUUUUCCCUCAGCCUGUCGGAUGUUGGGAAGGCCAUGGACCUGGUGGCCGCGCAUGAGAUGGCAGAUCCGGAUGCCAUCCAGGUCUUGAGGGAGCAAGUUCUGGAAUGUCCCGAGGCAGGAAGGUUGGAGUUGGUAUAUCAGCUCCCAGGCAGCGGAGGGCACCCCGCAUCAGCGCAAACACAAUCCGAUUUGCAAGGACUGAAUGCGGUGACUGUGCGAGAUGCUGGAGGACUGCCGAAUGCAGACGCGCUGUCAGAAUCCUGUGCUGGAAGGCCUAUAAUUUCUCUUAUAGACCUUUACUCACGAUACGAUCAGUUCCCAGUCUACCCGCCGGAUAGGCCGGUGACGGCUAUGCACACGCCGCGAGGGUUAGUCCACGUGAAUGUGGCCCCACAAGGGUGGACCAACGCAGUAGCAAUGGUCCAACGGGCCAUGAUUCGGGCUAUGCAGUCAGUCAGCCCCCAUAUCACACAACCAUACAUUGACGAUUUGGCAGUGAAGAGGCCGGCAGCGAAAGAGAGCGACGAAGUCUCGCCAGGGAUAAGGCGCUUUGUCUGGAAACACAUCCAGGACCUCGAAAAGGUCAUGAGCCUGGUCGAAGAGCAUAACCUUAUGGCGAGCGGGGCCAAGUCCAGACACUGCAUGAGGGGAGCGACUAUUUUGGGGUUCGUCUGCAGCGAGAAGGGCCGAAGGCCGGAUGUGAAGAAGACGGACAAGAUUACUGAGUGGUCGGUUCCGUUCCACUCAAUAACUGAUGUCAGGAGCUUCCUUGGUACGUGUGAAUUUUGGAGGGCCUUCGUCAAGAACUUUGCCGCUAAGACUGAACAUCUGAGGAAGUUAGUUCGCCAGGAUCAGGAAUGGGUUUGGGGGGAAGAGCAAGAAGAGGUAGUGGCCAGAAUGAAGGAGGAGUUUCGAGAAGGAGGGUUGGUGUUAGGAGCGCCAGAUUAUGAUGCUACAGAAACACGACCCUUCAUUGUCGAAACAAGUGCGGGGCCAACUGCCUUAGGGGGAGUUCUAAUUCAGGCAGACAUGGAAGGUAAGGAAAGACCCUUGCGAUUUGAGAGCCGGACUCUCUGUAUGACGGAGAGGAAUUACUCUCAGUUCAAAAGGGAGACCCUUGCUGUCCUCCACUGCCUGCGAAUCUUCCGGAACUACAUCUUCGGCAAGAGGUUUAUUUUGAGAGUGAAUCCGACCGCCCUGGCCUACUCUCUAAGGAAUUACGUUCCAUCGGAUCCGACGGUUGCCAGAUGGUUGACGUACAUCUGGAUGUUCAAUUUCGAAUUGGAACGGAUUCCUGGUAGCAAGAACCGGGCGGACGGGUUGAGUCCGAUCAACAGGGAUAAACAGGAAGGGGAGGCGGUGAAGAAUAUGCUCCCAAUUGAUGGAUUUCUAGAUCAGGAAGAAGAUGUUCGUCUCCACAUUAACAAGUGGUCGCCGCGAGUGCCCAGCUGUGUAGGCUAUCCUAUCUGGCAAACGCCAAGUGGGUAUGAAUGGAGGAAUGAGCUAGUCCUUAAGCCCUUUGAGGAAGAAGAUCCCUGGGGCGGUAAGGAUGUUCAGUGGAUGAUGGAGCUAGCGCUAGCCAGCUCGCAUAGCCUGGUGGAGGAAAUGAGAACGAUUGAGGAAGGACCUGGCCAGGUAGAACGACAUGAGGACCUGAUGGGAGGAAUGUAUCUCCUCGUCAACACGUUAUUGCAGGAAGGCCUCGAACAGUCAGGCUCGUUAAACUCGACAGGAAAUGUGGACGAAGUGUCCGAGAGUCGGGACGACGAGUUCGAGGAGGGGAAGAUUAAGGAGGCUUUUCGUGCAGAGGAGUACGACAGGAUCUACCUAGAGCUGGGGCUUCUUCUGUCAUGUGAAAUGCGGCUAAGGGAUGCAAGCGAUAGGGCUCAGAGGAUGCUGCAGCGCUAUUUAGUGCGAGACAGCCACUUUUUCGUAAGAAGAGAGGUGGGAAAUCCCAGGAGAGUCGUCUGCGGUAGGAAUCGUCAGAUCGACGUCAUAGCAGCGCUUCACGAUGGCAUUGCAGGAGGGCAUCGAGGGGUACAAGCUACGUAUGCCAAGAUAAGUGAGUUGUACUACUGGGAUGGAAUGAUGGACAUGGUCGGGAAAUUCUGCCGAUCUUGCGUACCUUGCCAGGAGAAAUCCCGUUUAAGGCAAGGAGAGUCGUUGCAUCCAAGGUCUGACUUUACGAAGACAGCCAUGCCAAGAGGAGGGAAGGGGACACGGCCGCCUCAGAGACCGUUGGGCGCAUUAGGAGGAUAUGAGCGGUAUGGGCCUCGCCAUCGAGAGAGUACUCCGGUCUACAAUGAUGGGGACAUCGAGUUAUUCCUGGACAGUUUCUGGGAGCAUGCGAGGCGUAUCGGCUGGACCGUGGCUCAGGCGAUUGAGAGAUUGAGGGGAGCAGGCAGGUUCGAGGAGCCCAUUGCCAGGAUUCGUAGGGAGGCGACGACAAGGCAGGAGGUAGAGAUGAGGAUGGAGGAGUUGCGACCCUCGCCUGUGGGACCAGAUGGCAGGCCGAUCCGCCUGGAGAUUGGAAAUGCGUCGGACUUCAUCCCCGCAUUUGAGUGGUUCAUGCAGGGGCAGGGCAUACCGAGAGAUGAUUGGAUGCAGACGCUACCACUCUGGACCAGGAAGGCGGAAAGGCCACUGGCUAGCCAAAUCAGAGACAUGGUCCGGGACUGGGAGAGCUGCAGGGCACAUCUGAGAGAAGCCUUUCGACGGCCAGAGCCCCCUCAGCCCAGAGUUGAGAGGCGUCAGAGGAGUCAGAGGCAGAAGGACCCAGAGCCCAGGGAGGCAAGACCGUCUCGAGGAGGAUGGAAGGCCCUAGCCAGGAGAGAGGAGGAGCCAGAGCAGGAGCCAGAGCAGGAGCCAGAGGCUGAGGAGCGAGGGGUGUACCCUGAGUGUGGGUUGGGACCAGUGGAGUUCCAUCGUUUUACUGAGGGUGGAUUGAGGAGAUCGCCAGCACGCACGCAGGAGGAGCCGCCAGCAUCUGAGGGGCCCUUGAGGGAAUUGGAGACGCAUUUGGAUAUCUCCCAGUGGAGAGCAUCGCCUCAGGGCGAGGAGCAUGGAGAGCAGGCAGAGGAGGUGCCACAGGAGGAGGUGCCACAGGAGGAGGUCCAGGGUACUCAGCGAGAGAGAGAGCUGGGCGAUGAGGGGAGACGUGCAGGGAAGGAAGUGAUAGAGGUUGGAGAGGACACGCCCCCACAGACGCCAGCAGUGGGUUUAAGACUUGGGGAUGCACCAGGGAGCACCCGGCAGGCAGAGGAGAGGUUGCAGAGUGAGGAGGUCCCAUUACCUUCAUCAGGAAAGGCUCCUUCGCCAGAAAAUAGGGCAGAAAGGAGGAGAGAGAGGGCAGUUGUAAGGAGAGAAGCCUUGAUCCUGAUUGACAGACACAUAGUAGCUCAUGCCCUGGAGCACCCAGACCUGGAGGGGCCAGCACCUGCAGAGCCUCGCCAGGAGCCGUGCCACCCCGAGAAGGAGAUGGAGGUAGAGAUCCCAAAGAGGGUCGACCUCCGCACGAGGGAAAGGGCGUCAGCUGGAGAGACGGCUGAAGAAAAGAGGGCGAGAAGAACCAGGCGGAUAGAUGAGAUAUGGCAGGAGAGGCAGAGGUUGGAGGUAGCGGGGGAGUUUCCGGAGCAGCAGCAGGAGAGGCAGAGAUCGGAGGCAACAGGAGCACUCCCAGGGAAAAAGAUGAAGGAAGCAAGCCAUGGAGUACGUCGGGAGGCUAUGAAGAUGGAAAUUCAGGAACUCAGGACCUUGGUGGCCAGCCAGGCAGCUAUCAUUGAGAGUCUGAGGCAACAAACCCAGGGAAAGGUGGACAAGCCAGAGAGCAGCAGGCAGGGAGAGCAGAGGCAGCCCGGACAAGGAUUGUCAGGACAGCCAUCUACGGUAGAGCCUCGCCAGGAGUCACCUAUGGGAAGAGUUAUCCUGGAGCCAAAGGAGGCGAGAGCCCAGAGACAGGCAGAGAGAGAGGCAUUCGAGUUUGGAGCCCCUACUGAGCUCGUGACGCUGCCAGUGGCAGCGGCAGACCCAGUCGUACCUUUGGCGAUUGAGGAGGGGCUACCGCCAUCUAGCAAUGAGCCGGCUCAGGGGUCAGCAGAGGGAUCCAUGGGUGUACUCCUUGAGGCAGUGCAUACCAUGCAGGAGGAGGCGAGUUUGUUUUCACCCGAGCAGAGGAUAGAGGAGCCGCUUGAGAAAAAAAUGGGGAUUGAGGCGGAGGGUGCCAUCGAGAGCAGGCUCCAGAGGAUGGGCACACCUGAGUAUGGACCAGAGGAGAUUGAGGUGCAGCCCACGACAGUGCCAGGAGAGACACUCGAGAGGAGACCUCAGAGGUUGGACACGUCUGAGUACGUCCCAGCGACAAGGGAUUUGAGGAGCAGACUGGGAUCUUGGGCUACUGGAUCUGGGUCUGGGGGACCGGUUCCUGGGACAGAGUAGCAGGAGGUCGUAAGUACCGCAGCUCCUCGA